Dimorphilus gyrociliatus is the source of this 6405-nucleotide messenger RNA. NCBI's taxonomy places the organism in Eukaryota, Metazoa, Annelida, Polychaeta, Dinophilidae. The record is from the annotation of a GenBank genome assembly.
AGUGAGCGAAAAAUUCGCACUUAGAAGAGGGAUCGUAGAAUAGUUGACGAAUCAAUUUUAACGGAUAUGAAAUAUUCUUCAAGCUAGCUGUGUUAUAAGGAAAUUAAAAGAAUAGAGACUUAUACUUUAAAUCAUUUAUGAUAGCUGAUUUAUAAUGAUGAUAACUUGCUCCACGUUUAUCUUGAGUUUAUUCGUUAUUUACAGUCCAGUCAAUACAGAUUCAAAUUUGGAUCCUUUAAUUUUUGACACCAAUGAUGGCUUUUUAGACUUGGCUGACAAUGGAUCCGGAGAAACAACUGCAGGUUUUUACUUAAAUCAUUAAGAAUUACUCCUUAAAACAUUUUUUUAAAGCACCCACUACGGCAAUUCCUAUUCAGAAUUGUAAUGGAGUUAACUGCCAGUAUGGGGGUACUUGUAUCCCUACCAGUGACGGAUAUGAGUGUAAAUGUAUAGACGGCUUCAGAGGGGCCAAUUGUUCUAAAAUUCUUGUUCCUGAAAUAUUCCCAUAUGGACCAGCUGAGACACAGGACUUAGUUUUUAAUUCUCAGGAUGACUACUCAUCUGAUAGAAUCCGUAUCAAGCAUGGCUUCAUGUUUAACUGUAAAAUUUACAGAAAAUUUUACAUAAACUCAAAUGGAUAUAUCACCUUCAAGAAUAACUUUCAAUCACCCUAUCCCGUUAAAUUUCCAAUGAAAUUAUCUGGUUACUUAUCUAAAGUACCUAUUAUAGCACCGUUUUGGGCUGAUUCGGAAGGACGAAAUGAUAAUGAUAAGAACCUUGUUUAUUAUUCUGUAUAUCAGCAAGAUGAUCCGUAUUUUUUCGAAGGUUCUGAAUUAACAACUAAAGUUAUUAACAUGGUAAAACAUGAUAUAAAAACAACGGUGUCUAAUCAAGGAGACUUUAUACCAUCGCUAGUGACUGUUAUAACUUGGAAAAAUUUGGUAAAAUGGCCAUAUGAAGAAAAUAUUCCGAAAAAUGAAUUCAACACUUUUCAACUUGUACUGACAACUGAUCAGAGAACUUAUAGAUCUUAUAUUAUUCUAGUCUACGGUAAUAAUACAUGGACGCCAUAUCCAGCAUACUCAAUUGGCUAUCAGGCUCCGCCUGUUGAUGGAAAUUAUGGUUUUUUUAACCAUUACGCUUCUGGGAAAGGUGUUGAAACUAAUGAAGAAGCUUUCAAUUUGAAGAAUACUUAUGGCAAUACGAACUUGGCUGGAAAAUUUAUUUAUAAAGUAAGUGACACAAAUUGUGAACGAGAGUUACCUGAAUAUCGUUGCCGGAAAUUUUUGGCUGAGUCAAUCUUAUAUGAUGAUGAACUUCGGGACGCAGAUUUAACGAUCCCUUCGUGUCCUUGUCACGGGUUUAUUGCUUUUUUAGAUUUUAGAUUUGUAAUUGAUGCAACAACAUCAAAACCAGGAAGGACAAUCUGUUUUUAUUCUAUUAUGCCACCCUUCUUUCCUGGUCCAAAAUAUUUUACUGCACCAAGUAGGCAAUGUUGCUAUGAUAUUUUUCGGGGAGGAUUUUUGAUGACUGGGAAAAAAUAUGAUGAUGGUUCUCUGUGGGCUUUUAACCCAAUUUUCUAUCCUGCGUGGCAUGAAGAAGUUGAUCUACAGCCGAAAAUAGAUUGCUGUCUUUCUGAAACGAUGUGUUCAAAAUUCUAUAAAAAAAGGAAAAGAAGCACAUGCCAGGGAUAUAUAUUUCCUAGGUUAACAUGGGCUAUGGGUGAUCCACAUAUAAGAACAGCAGAUGGGAAGCAGUAUGUUUUUAACGGUUUUGGAGAAUUUUGGAUGAUAAAAUCUACAAAAUUCAAACUUCAAUUUCGAACUGCUAAAGCAUUAAAUCAGAAGAAUGAACCGACGGAUGCAACUAUAUUUUCAGGUGUUGCUGGAGAAUACCAUGAUGAUGCAAGAAUAACAGUUAAAUUAGAUGAUUUACGAGAGAAUUUAUUAAUUUACAUUAAUGAUGCUACCGAUGCUGUUUCUUCCUGGUGGAACGAUCCUUUAAAAACUGGACUUUAUUCAGACAACGGUUUAACAUUAAGUAAGAGUAACAGUUCUCUGCAAGUCGUCUUUCGAAACCAGAUCUCUCUUUCUUUAGAGGCAAAAGUUCAGCAAUUAGACAUAAGGAUAGCUUUACCUGAAGAAUUAAAGAAAGAAUCAGUCUCUGGUUUAAUAGGUACAUUUAAUGGAAAUAUGUCAGAUGAUUUUGUUCAACCUGAUGGAACAAUUCUCAGCGAAAACUCAACUGAAAGGGAGCUUUUUACAUAUGGAAAACUGUGGCGCACAACGGCCCAAGACAGUGUAUUUUUUUACAACACGUCAAUUUUGGAGAGUCAUUCAUCAGUUAAUCAAGAAAUUGACACGUUUGAACCUCUUUUCUUCGAUGAAGAGUUUGCAAAGAUGAAUGCAACUGAAAGGGAUGCGUUGAAUCAGUUUUGCGGCGAUAGCUAUAUUUGUAAAGUCGAUUAUGCCAUAACAAAGAAUAAAGAAUUGGCAAACAACACAAAAAAUUAUAAUGACGAGAAAACUGAUGAAGAAAAGAAAGUUUCUAAUACUCCACCAGCUUUUGACGUUGAUACUAUUACCACUCUUAAAGUUGAAGUUAAUAAUUCCUAUCAGUUUACUCUGAAUGCUUCAGAUUCAGACAAUCAAACUAUUGUAUUUAGGAGUUUGAAUUCCUUACCCGAUGGUUCCUUAUUUGAUAAUGUAACAGGGAUUUUUAGAUGGACUGUCAUAUCAGACAUGUAUGAUAGUUUCUUAAGUUUUGUGGCCGUAGAUAGUGAAGGAUUAGCAUCAUCAGAACUGGUAAUAGAUAUUCAGCUAUGUAACUGUUCAGGUAAUGGUAAAUGUGAUUGGGAUGAACCUAGAGAGGCUUACAAUGAUACUGACUCUUUCUUAAUUGUUGAGUGCAUAUGUGAUAGGGAAUAUGAAGGAGAGAGUUGUCAAGAUGAUUAUGAUGGUUGUCAGAACGCGCCAUGUCUUCAACUUCAGAACUGUACAGACUUAAGUGCUGAUGAGCACAAACUUUAUAAGGUUGGGUAUAACUGUUCAUCAUGUCCACCUGGUUAUACUGAUUUUAAGAGUAAUACAUCUAAUGUGGAAAAGCAAGCAAAGUGUCAAGAUUUAAAUGAAUGUGCGUCUCCUAAUACCAACGAUUGCAAAAGUCCAGCUGUAUGUAACAAUAUAGUUGGCGGAUAUACCUGCAACUGUCCUUCUGGCUACGAGAAAAAUGGUUCUUAUGCUUGCAAAGAUUUGGACGAAUGUGCCUUGAACAUUGAUAAAUGUCAACAAAAGUGCACGAACAAUAUAGGAUCUUUUGCAUGUUCCUGUGAAAAUGGAUAUGUGCUUGACUCAGAUCGCCAUAAUUGCACUAUUAUGUCAAGUAACAAAGAUUCGUGUGAUUUGAUGGGGUGUUCUCACAUUUGCAAAUUUAACCCAAAUGAGUGUGAUUGUCCAAAUGGUUUUAUUUUGGAAAGUAACAGAAAAACUUGCAAAAAUAUCGAUGAAUGUUCUACUAAUACUCAUUCAUGCAGUCCCAAAGAAAAUUCAACUUGCUUAGACACAGAUGGUUCAUAUGUCUGUUCUUGCGAUGCAGGAUUUAUUUUACUUGAGGACAAGCGUACCUGUCAGAAGUGUCCGAUAGGGAAGUGGGGAAAAGAUUGUUUGAAUUCUUGUAAAUGUUUGUCAGCUGAUGAUUGUGAUGCAAAAACUGGAUGUAUCCAAUGUCCCGCUGGUUAUCAAGGUGGUUCUUGUGAACAAGAUAUAAAUGAAUGUUUAGAUAACAAUCUCUGUCAACCUUUUGGUGAAUGUAAAAAUGAACAGGGAAGGUACACUUGUGUAUGUGAAGCCGGCUACGAAUUUGCCAAUGGAAACUGUACCGAAAUAAAUGAAUGCUCUCAUUAUCCAAUACUACAUGGAGGAGAUUCUGCUUGCCGUAAUGGAGGUAUUUGCACCGACAAAGUCAACGGAUUUUUUUGCAAUUGUACAUCAGGUUUUAAUGGUUCUCGUUGUGAAAGCGACAUGUCUGUUUGUACCCCAACGCUCUGCAAGAACAAUGGAAAAUGCACUGAGUUGACAGGACUGAAUUACAAAUGCACUUGCAGUUAUGCCUAUUCUGGAGUCCAUUGUGACGUUUUUAAUGGAAUACGAAGAAUUGGUUCAAAAAUCGUUAUAACAAACAGGGCAUGGACUUCUGAGUAUGCAGACACAAUGUCCUCUAAAUACAAAAAUAUAACAGAGGAGAUAGAUGAAGCCCUGGUGAAUCUCAUAUCAAAGACUUCUCUUAGUCCAUUCUUAUUAAGAGUCAACGACUAUCAAUUAACAGACCAAUCCAACAAUAUAAACGUUCAAUUUAACAUGUAUACAAAUUCAACUGAAGCUGUAGACUUUAGAGCUCUGGGUUUGGAAUUCCAUACAAUCUUUAUUAUAAAAUCAGGUGAAAGAUGGAUAAACGAUCUCAUAGUGGAUCCUUCAACUUUAAGUGUUGGACUUAAUACUGAUCAAGUGUACAAUACAAAACUGAUUACUGUAGAUUGUAGCUUGGGUACUAGGGAUUGGAAAUUUUCAAAUUUGGAUAAAGCCAACAUUACGUCAGAAACGAAAAAAGCCCUCGACGCAUUUUACGAAAAUUCCGCGAUUGCCAAAAACUUCUAUAAAUUGACCAAUUUCAAGUUUGAGGAUGAUUUUGGUAGUAUUCUCGUUAAAUAUCAGACUUUAGUAAUUGAAAAUCUCGGUAAUGAAAAAGAAAUUGUCAAAGAGCUGUUUAAUAAAUUGACUGAGCCUCCUGAAAGAAGGCUGGAUGGUUUAUCAAUUGAUAUCAGCGGAAUUAAGUACGGCAGUGAAAAGCUUACAAUUUAUAGUAUUCCAGCAAAAAUUAAUAUACUUAAUUGGGAUUUUGAAGAUGAUCUGAUGAAUAACAAGAGUUCCAAAUAUACUGAACUUUUAAUAGACACUAUAUCUGCUCUUAAUAACUUUUACAGCAUUCAGAGUAUCAGCAAAUCAGAAUUCAUAAAAGUAUCCGACAUAACAUUUAGUAAAUUCACUGAAACUCCAGACAUAGUCAAUAAAGUCGAAUGCAAAUAUACAAUUUUGUCUUUGAAGCAGUUUACUGACUCAGAAAUGAAAGAUUUAAUUACAAAGAUGAUUGAAUCACUAGAUAAACGUAACCAAACGAGAUGGCUCCAAAACUUACAACUUGAUGCCACAAAACUGAAUAUAGAUUCGGAGUCCACUCUUCCGCUUGACUAUCCAGCUACUAUUCGCAUUCUGAAUUAUAAAUAUGAAGAUGUUGUAUCUACACCUUCAAUAAAGGAAAAUUUGACACUAGAAGCAACAGAUGCGCUUACUCAAUUCUUCAUAUCAUCAACUCUAAACAAGUACUUUGUAAAAGUUCAUAAUAUAGAAUUUUCGUGAGUUGAAUGCAAUUGAUAUAGCUAUUUAACAUUGAAGUUAAAUUUACUUUUAAUCUUAGCGCUGGAUCAGUCGUUGUUAAUUAUGACAUAAGACUUUUGCUGCCUACUACAAAUGAUAGUAUGAGAGCUACCGAGGUUGAGAUGAAAAAUGCACUGCGUAAUGAUUCGCAAGGAUUAUUUUUGAAAAAUCUUAUGAUUGAUGAAAGGAUGAUACUGAUUGGCAGAACACCUGAAAAACCUCCUACUGAAACCUCCGGGUCUGACAACUGGAAGGUUAUACUGGCUAGUGUUAUGUCUGUUGUUGGUGUUAUUUUAAUAGUUCUGUUGGUCCUCUUGUUGUGCUAUGUUUGUGGAUGCUAUAGAAAGUCGACGGCAGGAUCUUCAGAAGAUAGCUGGUCCGACAACCAGAGCUUUAGACCGUUUACUAGCGCCGCCUAUGACAAAAAACGACAUUGGCAGGAUGCUCCUACUUUGAGCUCGGCAAGCAGCAUAUCAGUUACCGGGGGUAUAAUUCCACAUUCAGAGGAACAGAGAAAUGAAACAUCUGCAGUUGACUGGAGCGUAUUAAGGGGAUUUAUGAAAAGAGAAAACAAAGAUACUGGCCUGCAUAGAGAUGCUCCAUCUAAUACUUGGCUUUGGGAGCCGAAGCAGUAAUCUCUUCAGUGUAUUAUUUAAAGACGUCGAAAAUGAAAAAUCUUGUAAAACAAAAUAAACUACGCGUUCACAAUUGCUAAACCAUAAUUUAAAAAAUGCUAUUUCGAAAACAGAAAUAUAAAUAAACCUAUAGCACACUUUCUAUAACCUUUCUGCUAAUCUUUCUGUAAUAAGAUACUAUGGUAAUUGAAAAUACAAGCAAAUUAAAGUGCAAUAAAACCAAGAUUUAUCAAUAUUACAGUUUAUUAAACCCAAAAUUCAUUUAUUUGGAUUCAGUUGGUUUAAAAUCUAAUUAGAGCUUUAAACAUCAUAAUUCAAACUCUGAAAUGAUUCUAUAGGAA